AAGGUUUCGGUUAUUCAUGCUUUCAAAGACCCAUUUGUUUAUUUAAAAGGCUGAAAAACCUGGAAAGCGACUUCCAGUAAAGGUCGUUUACGCUUCUUCUUCUUCAUCUUCAAACAAUCAAACACUUUGCCUGCAAUACAAUUCACCAUCACCUUAGUCCACUGUUUCUUCAGAGAAAACUGAAAUGAAGUUCGUUUUGAUUACUGGAGGAGUCGUAAGUGGACUUGGCAAGGGCGUCACCGCCAGUAGCAUAGGCGUUGUUCUUCAAGCCUGUGGCCUUCGUGUUACUUCCAUUAAAAUUGGCUUCUGGGCUUGUUUCUGGGUUUUGUUCUUCUCGACCAGCAGUUCACAUUUUUAGUGCAUUUGUUUGGGAAGCUUUAUAUAUUCUGCACUCUUUUUCACUGUUUAUUAUUGCUAUUGCUUGCUCUUUGGUUCCUUAACUUUUUCUUUCUGGGUUUAUUUUAUAUUUUUAAUUUGAGAGCCCUCCUGAUUAUGCUUACUUUAAUCUGUUCGUUAACCUUCAUCUUUGUAUCUUGCAGAUCCUUAUCUCAACACGGAUGCUGGAACCAUGUCGCCUUUUGAACAUGGGGAGGUUUUUGUUCUUGAUGAUGGUGGAGAGGUCGAUUUGGAUUUGGGUAAUUAUGAGCGUUUCCUAGAUGUCACCCUUACUAAAGACAACAACGUUACUACUGGAAAGAUUUAUCAGUCUGUCCUUGAUAAGGAACGGAAAGGUGAUUAUCUCGGAAAGACCGUUCAGGUUGUUCCACACAUCACAGAUGCUAUUAAGGAUAGGAUCGAGGCAGUUGCUCUCAUUCCUGUGGAUGGAAAAGAGGGUCCUGCUGAUGUCUGUGUGAUAGAGUUGGGAGGCACUGUUGGUGACAUUGAAUCAAUGCCAUUCAUUGAGGCUUUGCGACAGUUGUCCUUUUCAGUUGGGAAAGAUAACUUCUGCCUCAUUCAUGUCAGCCUAAUACCUGUGCUGGGUGUAGUUGGAGAGCAAAAAACUAAGCCUACACAACAUAGUGUCCGAGAACUUAGAGCAUUAGGCUUGACUCCUCAUCUGCUUGCAUGUCGCUCAGCUCAGCCAUUAUUGGAUAAUACAAAGAUGAAACUUUCACAAUUUUGUCACGUUGAGGCUGCAAACAUCCUAAAUAUUCAUGAUGUUCCCAACAUUUGGCAUAUUCCUCUCUUACUUAGAAACCAAAAUGCGCAUCAUUCAAUUCUGAAACAGCUCAAUUUGCUCAGCAUUGCCACACCUCCUGAUUUAGAAGCUUGGACCAGGAGGGCAGAAACAUUUGAUAAUCUCACUGAUUCUGUGAGGAUUGCAAUGGUGGGAAAGUAUGUUGGUCUGACAGACUCAUAUUUAUCUGUUGUGAAGGCACUUUUACAUGCUUGCAUUGCAUGCUCUUUGAAGCCUUCUAUUGACUGGAUUGCAGCUUCUGACCUUGAGGAUGAUACUGCCCAAUCGGCACCAGAAGCUUAUGCUGCUGCGUGGAAGAGUUUAAGAAAUGCUGAGUGUGUUCUAGUUCCUGGUGGAUUUGGAGAUCGUGGUGUGAGUGGAAUGAUAUUGGCUGCAAAAUAUGCUAGAGAGAGCAAUGUUCCCUAUCUUGGCAUUUGCUUGGGCAUGCAGAUCUCUGUCAUCGAGUAUGCCAGAUCUGUUCUUGGUUUAGAAAAGGCAAACAGUAAUGAGUUCGAUGAUGAGACACCUGAUCCUGUUGUCAUUUUUAUGCCUGAAGGCUCCAGAACACAUAUGGGAAGCACAAUGAGACUGGGAUCUCGAAGAACACUAUUUCAGACCCCUGAUUGUGUUACUUCUAAAUUGUACUGCAAUCCUUAUUAUGUAGAUGAACGACACCGGCACAGAUAUGAGGUAAACCCAGAUGUCAUCGGGGUUCUUGAAGAAGCUGGGCUAAAAUUUGUUGGGAAGGAUGAAACUGGGAAAAGGAUGGAGGUUCUGGAGCUUCCAAGUCAUCCAUUUUAUGUUGGUGUGCAGUUUCAUCCAGAAUUUAAAUCACGGCCGGGGAAGCCUUCGGCUCUAUUUUUAGGUCUUAUAUUAGCUGCAAGGGGAAAAUUAGAAGCAUAUCUUACAAGGCAUCAAAAUGGAAGUUGAUUUACUAGUUAUAUCGAUACAUCCAAAUCAAUUUUACAAGGAGGAAAUUGGUAGAUUGGUGGUCUUGUGGUAUAGGGUUCCUCAAGUGAAUCUUAUUGCAAUAGAAUUCGAGUUAAGGCACAUAUUAUGGUCGGAGCUCUUAACCGACGUGUUGUUUCUUAUCUGCUGUGAUCCAGGGAUAUAACCUGAUGAUAUAUUCACAGGCCAAAUUUUCAGAGUUUGUUCCUGAAAAUUGUAGCUCUAUGUUUGAAAGUUAUAUAACAAUUUUUUAUUGAUUUCCUUUCUAUUGUACAAGUAUUUUUUUUUAUUGGAUGUAACUCAUGGGUUUAGUUUCUGAGAAAAAUUCUCUUGCAAACUGUGUUACUUGGAUUUGUUUUUCUAUACGAAUAUAUUCAAAAUUAUAUAUAUAUAUUUUGGAUGAUUA
Molecule: messenger RNA, 2531 nt
Organism: Gossypium raimondii (Peruvian cotton)
Lineage: Eukaryota; Viridiplantae; Streptophyta; Magnoliopsida; Malvales; Malvaceae
Exons: 23
Coding region: 569-2107 (512 amino acids)
Biological process (GO): CTP biosynthetic process; pyrimidine nucleobase biosynthetic process
Molecular function (GO): identical protein binding; CTP synthase activity
Source: RefSeq, a predicted model, not a curated record